Postia placenta MAD-698-R-SB12 is the source of this 1309-nucleotide messenger RNA. RefSeq lists its product as hypothetical. Lineage: Eukaryota; Fungi; Basidiomycota; Agaricomycetes; Polyporales; Adustoporiaceae. The coding region runs from base 1 to 1125 and encodes 374 amino acids. The transcript has 2 exons. The record is from RefSeq and is a predicted model, not a curated record.
AUGGAAUUCCCUACGUCCUACACACGGCACCCAAACCCGCUGGUCAGAGACCCACCACCACCACCACAAAUGCCUGCGCACGGCCAAAGUUCCACAAGACCGUCCCGCCUACCAACGCAUGAGCGAAGCGUACAGGACCGUCGAAUGAACGCGGAUCAUCCACUCGUCGCAAAAUAUAUUGACGGCCUCGAAUGCGCUUAUAACACCGAGAUGGCCAAGUGCAAGGGGCCAUUCAACCAUCGGCUCCCACAGCCUCGUAGGGUCUCACAGCUUGGGAGAAUUGAAGAGGUCAACAGGUUGGUGGCGGCCGGCCGAACUCUCGAGCCACUCGAAUGCGAGUGCAUCCUAGCACUCGCCGCGUUGAAGCUGUUCUAUAAACAGCUACAUCCCGCUCACUUCGCUCUGUGGGGGCGAAGUGUCGAAGCCCGUACAGUCGCGCAGAUUCACAAGAUGCUUGCUCAAAAGCCACAAAUGAUAGACCCGCCGAUGUACUGGAUGGGAAAGACAGAAAUGCUGUGGCAUUUACACAGGCAUCAAGGUUGGACCUUUCCCAGGGUAAAGAAUUCAAACGAGGCAGGCUCAAGCAAGAAUACCCGUGAGAAGCGCAAAUGUACAGCCAAUGCGGUAUGCGCUGCACCGGUGGCGAACGACGACGUGCCCCAACGGAACCGUCCAAGAGUGGUCCGAGUCGCGGAGGCAGGCAGCUCGCCGAGGGUGGCGCCGUCUAUUGUCUACGAUACGCCUGUCGCCCCUCACGCAUCCACAUCGGCGCCGGAAACAAACAGGUAUAAUGGCCAUGUCAUGACGCCGUCGAUGGAGAAGUCGCGCGCUCUACCGACGCGCCGAUCAACGCGACAAGCCAACAAGCGUAACGCAUUGGCAACUGUACCUGGCUCCGCAACAGCCGCACCUCAGACGGCGGAUGUUGUGCUUACUCGUCCCACCGACACUGUUUUGCCGCGACCCACGAGGGAAUCGAAUUCGGCUGUGGUAGCGGCGCCUACAGACAAGAACGAGAUGCACAUGGUGACGCGCAGUGGCAAGCGGAAGGCUUCUGGGAUUGAAAAGGAGAACGGACCCAUAGAGGGGACGGCACACCCAUCGAAAAGAAGGCGGCGGACAUGACGAAGAGCAGGGCAUAGUGAAGACUACCAUGCUACGAGUCCACGAUGGAGUUGUCCAGGUCAUGGCCACGACUUGUCUUCAGAAUCGCAAUAUUAUUAUUAUUAUUUAUAUCAUCAUUUCUGUAACCGUACCGCUACUGAGCAGUGGUACAUCCACCUGCAAUGCAAUCGCCUUGCUUUGUGUC